This is a messenger RNA of Copidosoma floridanum, 1028 nucleotides long. It is a transcript of the gene Sec20, whose product is annotated as vesicle transport protein Sec20. Gene Ontology annotation, molecular function: SNAP receptor activity. Gene Ontology annotation, biological process: retrograde vesicle-mediated transport, Golgi to endoplasmic reticulum. NCBI's taxonomy places the organism in Eukaryota, Metazoa, Arthropoda, Insecta, Hymenoptera, Encyrtidae. Gene Ontology annotation, cellular component: SNARE complex; endoplasmic reticulum. The record is from RefSeq and is a predicted model, not a curated record.
CGCAGAGUUCGAGUGUCCGAGACUGCUAUCAGAGAUGUUUGUCCCUUGUACUGGAGGCAGGACAUCUUGAUUCAUCUGAGAGAUGGUAUUGCUGGACGAAACGUUCGACUCCGUAUCCCAGGAUGUGACCAAGCAUCAUCUGGAGUUGACGGCGUUGAUUCAAGACAUACAGCAGUGUACUGGUCCGCUGGAGUACUUGAACGAUUUGAAUGCAGAAGGUAGAGCGAAAAUCGCGGUUUUGAGGACGAAUAUCGAAAAGCUUGGAAACUUAGCCGAGUGCGAGCGCGACAAGCAAAGAAGAACGGAGUUGCUGUCCAUCAUCGACAGCCUCAAAGGACAAUUGACCUCUGCUUUGGUAGCUUUUAAGAAAGCAAAUAUUCUCAGUGCCAAUGCAAUCGAGGAAAAAUCAAGGGAAGAGUUGCUUGGCGGUUCGGAGGAACAACAGGGCACAGUGAGGAAGAGGAAAGAAUGGGGGAACGUAGCUAAAGAGUCCAGCCGCUUGACUGACAAGCUGCUAGAAAUUUCAAGAAGCUUGGCCGAGGCUAAUGAAAGGAGCGGCGUUACCCUGGAUGCUCUGAUCACAUCCUCGGAUACAGUCAAACAAACGAAUACAGAGCUCGAGGAUCAACAGCAAGUUUUUGCACAGUCAGGGAAAUUGUUGGGCAAAUACGGCAGAAGAGAGAUAACGGAUAAAGCCCUUUUGGCCUUGGCCUUUAUGUUUUUCCUUGCCUGCGUGUUCUAUAUUUUACAGAAGCGGUUGUUUUAAAGGUAAAAAUUUGACAUUCAAAAUUCGAAAACGUUUUUUUUUUCAUUUGAUUUGAGUUGAUUUAAAGUACAAUUAUUAAACGAAGGGAAGUUGUAUGUGCAAACGAGCUUGUCAAGACUUUUUUAUCGUUAAAAGUUGAUAAGUUGCUGAAAUCAAUGCAAAUGACAUUGUAACGUAUUUGGCGUAUCAUUAGCAUAAAGUAUUUCUAUAUGGCGGCGCAGCAGCUGCUUAAGUUGGCUCUGUAGAAUGGCAUUGGUCAAGG